AUGAGAGCUGUGGUGUGGAACUGUCGAGGUGCUGGGAGCCCCUUGACAGUUUCCCAACUUGAGGAGGUUGUGAGACUCCACUCCCCUGAGGUAAUUUUCUUAGCUGAAACUAAAAAUAAAAAAGAUGUUAUGAUUAAGAUGAAGAGGAGAUUGAAGUAUGAUAGUCUGUUUGUUGUUGAACCCAGAGGUAAGGCUGGAGGCUUGGCUGUACUUUGGAGAAAGGAGAUAGAAGUUAGGAGAGUUUUGUCCACUGAGUUUACUAUAAAGCUUAAUGUGGUAGGGAAAGGGAAUGAGGCAGAUUGGUGGUUUAUUGGGGUCUAUGCUAGUAGUACUGAUCAGGUAAGAGCACAUCAGUGGAAAGUUAUAGAAAAUAGAUCAACUAUAUGGGGUUCGAAUUGGAUCCUAGCAGGGGAUAUGAAUGAUAUUAUGUCUGGGGAUGAGAAAUGGGGUGGGAAGCUGAGAAGUGAGAAUAGUUUUAGAGAUUUUAGGAAAUUUGUUAAUGACAACCAGUUGAUAGAUAUUGGUUAUGAGGGGAUCCCCUGGACCUGGUGUAAUAAUUGGGAGGAGGAUGGGGAGGUCAAGGAAAGGUUAGAUAGAAUUCUGUGCAGUUGGGAUUGGAGAAGGGAGCAUGGUAAAGCUAAGUGUGUGCACCUGCAGAAUGAGGCUUCUAACCACUGUAUGUUGCUCUUGGAUACUGAGCCAAAGCACAGAAAAUGGAAACAGAGGUUUUCCUUUGAUAAAAAUUGGGUGCAGCAUAAGAAGGUUAGGGGCAUUAUUGCUUCAGCAUGGGGGAAACAGCAGAGGAGGUCUAGGGGUUUUAGGCUAAAACAGAAAAUUAAAGAGUGUAGGAUGGCAUUGUUACAAUGGAGGAGGCAUUACAAUGCCAAUGCUAAAACACAAAUAUGGAGGAUAAAGAAGGAAAUAACUGAGGUUCAUAGGGGACAGCAGGAAGAUAAAAAGGGUAGGUUGAGUACCCUGAAAAAACAACUCACUGAGGCUUACAGUAAUCCAAGGCAGGUUGAUGCAAUACUCAGUGGUAUUCCUCAGGUAAUCACAGCUCAAAUGAAUAACAAGCUCACCAAACCAAUCUCUGAGAUGGAAGUCAGGAAAGCUGUUUUUUCCUUACAUCCCAAUAAGGCCCCUGAACCUGAUGAUGACACCCUUAUCUUCUGUAGAGCCAGCAUUAAGGAGGCUGAACAAGUGAAGAGGAUCUUGGAGUUGUAUGAAGCAGCAUCAGGACAAAAGAUUAACACAGAUAAGUCAUCUGUGUUCUUCAGCAAAAACACUGAGGAAAGCAAUAAUGCAGAGAUCCUCAGAUUAUUAGGGGGAAUGAAGCAGGUGGACCAGAGUAAGUAUUUUGGGCUACCAAUGGUGAUUGGCAGAUCUAAAAGACAAGUCUUCAAUUAUAUCAAGGAAAGAGUGAUGGGGAAGAUCAAAGGGUGGAAAGAAAAGCUGUUGAGCCAGGCUGGGAAGGAAGUGCUGCUAAAGUCUGUGAUACUAGCAAUGCCUGCCUAUGCUAUGAGUUGCUGCAAGCUGCCUAAGAGCUUAUGUCAGGAUAUAAGUGGUGAAAUGGCUCGCUUUUGGUGGGGGGAGAGUGAGGGGAAGAGAAAGACUCACUGGGUGGAGUGGGGGAAGUUGGCUGAAAUAAAAGGGAAAGGAGGUUUAGGCUUUAGGGACUUGCUGGAUUUUAAUAGUGCCAUGCUAGCUAAGAUGUUAUGGAGAAUUCUGACACAGCCCAAUCUGCUAUUAAGCAAGGUGUUAAAGGGGAAAUACUUCAAAGGGGAAGCAAUUUGGAAGACACAGAUAAAGGCAGGGGACUCUUGGAUAUGGAAGAGCAUUAUGAGUGCAAGGGAGGUGAUGGAAAGAGGGGUUAGGAAGAGAGUUGGAGAUGGCACAACUGUGGAUAUCUGGAAAGAUAGGUGGAUCCCAGGUGAAGGUACGGGUAUGGUAGCCACUCCAAUGCCUGCAGGCUGUAAAAUCCUAAAGGUACAUGAACUAAUUCAAAACGGAAAGUGGAACAGAGCAAUGAUGGAAACUCUACUUAGUGAGGAAGACUGCAGGAAGAUAGAAGGAAUUCCAAUUAGUUUAUGUGCAGGGAAGGAUAAGUUGGUGUGGCCAUUUACAAAAUCUGGGCAGUAUUCUGUCAAAACAGGAUAUAUGCUGGCCAGAUAA
Molecule: messenger RNA, 2172 nt
Organism: Coffea eugenioides
Lineage: Eukaryota; Viridiplantae; Streptophyta; Magnoliopsida; Gentianales; Rubiaceae
Exons: 3
Coding region: 1-2172 (723 amino acids)
Molecular function (GO): catalytic activity
Source: RefSeq, a predicted model, not a curated record